AUGAUGAUUGUAUUCGUGUACGACACGCAGUGCUGCGUGUCGGAGGAGGACGACCCCGCUGACGCAGUAUUGUACUUCCACCCUGGAUGGGUGUCCGACACACAGAGAAUGGCUCUUGCUGGACAGGUCGUCGGUGCAGCGCAUUGCAUCAAAUCUCUCUUCUCACAACCGCUGGCAAUCACGCUUCAAAGUGGAAAAUUUAUUAUAAGAGAAUAUGGCAGAUAUAUUUUGGCAAUAGGUAGCGAUCGUAACAUACCAGAUUGGGUGUUAAAGAACCGAGCCAGUCUCCUCACGUCCAUGAUUAGGGUGUACCACGGCGACCUCCAGACCCUCGCAUCCUCUAUGGAAGACCAGAAACGCUUGGCUGAGAAGUUGUACCAAAUAUUCGAGACGUAUUUACCAGUUCUACAAUAUGGCUGCCACAUAUUUCAACGCGUGCCAAUGUUGAGUCUUCCAAAGAGUGCCACAUCAAUUUACAUGGAAUCAAUGCAAAUAUUGGAACACUGUCGUAGGAGUAAAGGUGUAUUGGGUGGAGUCGUGCUAUACAAUAAUAAAAUAAUUUCAACGCAACUGCCGCCUAGUCUCACCUCAUAUUUAACAGUAGUGGAUCCGUACAGAAUAAAGUCUCCGGCGGAGAAUAUAGAGACUGAAGUCCCUUUGCCUUUGGGAGCUCAACUGUUAGUAGUUUACGUCGGAAGAAAAACUUAUAAUAAUUUAAAAAAACAAGCAGAUAAAUUGCAAGAGUUUUAUGAAAAAGGUGAAGAAGUUAUUGCGAAGAUUAAAAAAUUACAAGAAGCGGAAAAAGAAAAAGCGCGAGAACAUCCAACAACUGGUAUGAAAAGGGACAAAUCCUUACUAUUCACUGCCGUACCAGAAGAAGAUCACUCGAUGAUAUCUCCGCCAAAUAAAGAAGAUAAUCCAGGAAUUCAAAGGAAACCAAGCAUGCCAGAUGUCGUACCUUUCACCAACAAACCAAGACCUAGACCAAAUAAAUUAUCUCUAAGUUUCAAAACGCAAAAAUCAUUAGAUGAAGACGCAAAAGAAAAUGAGAAGGUCUUCACAGGACAAACUAGUGUAUGUUCUACGCCAAUGGUGGAAUAUAAAAGGUUACACGGAAAUAUGUUGUCAAUAUGCCAAAACCUUGACGACGAAAAGGCUGAAAUAGAACCUGACGUGCUAAAAAACAUCGAAAACUCAAACGUUCCCGACGAGAAUCGAAACACCAAGGUCGUAUUGGACGGCAAUUGUAUAGGAGAGCAUUUCAUAAACAAGCCAGAGCCGAUAAGAAAAUUGGCAAGUGUUACAGAUUUGCAAGAAUCGCUUAGAAAACUAUCUAAUAGAACGAACUCGAAAACUAAAUUAUCAAAAUCUAAAGUGAACGAAAAUUCGCCAGAACAUAAAACCCAAAAUACAAUGACGAUAAACGAUCCACUUUUCCCAGUAUUUAGGAACGAUGGCGUCGCAAUAUCAGAAUCGUUAUUUAACCAAUAUUUAGAACAAUACUAUUCUGGUAUAAAAAGAAAAUCGAAAGAAGAGAACAUGUUUAAUUUCAACACGAAACUAUGCGAAUUGGACAAGUUCAAAGACUUCGAUUCUGACCUAAUGAAGUCGCCUCAACGGACGCCCAAAAAAGUAGCAAAAGAAGCAAAAACUAUACAGACGGACCAAUCGAGGCGAAAAUCGCUAUCGUUGCCACUGAAAUCGUUGUCGGAGAACUCGGAACAAAAUUCCGAAUCAGAUGCUGUUAGUUUGAAGAAGAAGUUAUCUGGUGUGCAAUUGACACCGUUAAUGGAAAAACUUAGUCAUUUAGCAUUUUCCGACAAAUCAAGCGGCUACAGCAGUAGAGUAAUGACGCCUUUGGAACUGAGGGAAUUCUUAACGCCGGCGCUAGAGAAACAAGUCACGUUCUCUGAAAGAACAAAACAACCCCAGGAUGACAACUCCGACUCGGACGUCGAGUCCAUCGACGCGCUGCCCACGUACAGCGAACGGGCAGUCAAGUGCGCUCUAUUCGUGAGCGGGCUGCACAACAUGGCGCUACUCGCCUUACUUGACAUCGACGCGGCUAACAACACUGACACUAUUAAUGCUUUGUGGGAAACAUCGCUGAACGCGCUCGGUCCCAUCGAGCAGAAGUGUAUGGAGCAGCUUGCCACGGAGACCGACACGUGCGACUACAGCUACCUGGUGCUGGACCCCGACUGGGGCACGGUGAAGAAGGGCGGGCCGUGGGCGGCGCUCGACAUCGCCACCAUGGGCUACAUACACAACGAGUUCGAGGAACAACCCGACCUCACAGAACUUAUAUUGAGGAGCGAGGAGAGCGUGGUGCUGGGCGCGGCGUGCGGGCGCGCGCAGACCUUCUACCAGGAGGCGGGCGUGCGCGCCGCCGGCCCGCCGCCGCCCUCCGACCUGCUCGCCACCGCGCCGUUGCGCGCGCGCCGCCGCCUGCACCGCGACCACUCCGCGCUGCUCUUG
Brenthis ino (lesser marbled fritillary) is the source of this 2478-nucleotide messenger RNA. The record is from the annotation of a GenBank genome assembly. NCBI's taxonomy places the organism in Eukaryota, Metazoa, Arthropoda, Insecta, Lepidoptera, Nymphalidae.